Molecule: messenger RNA, 7887 nt
Organism: Penicillium verhagenii
Lineage: Eukaryota; Fungi; Ascomycota; Eurotiomycetes; Eurotiales; Aspergillaceae
Exons: 1
Coding region: 1-7887 (2628 amino acids)
Cellular component (GO): 90S preribosome; nucleolus; small-subunit processome
Source: RefSeq, a predicted model, not a curated record
AUGGUGGUGCCAGGUUCACGAGACAAGCAUAUCAAACGCACACAAAAUGGCACCAAAACCACAAAACACCACCGAUGGGAGCCUUUCUCACAGCGUAUCGCAAAGCUCAAAAUCGACCCGAUCCACCGCGUGCGCCGUGCCAGCUUUGGUGAAGAUGAAGGCGAAACCACCUCAUAUUUCCGAUCUGCCCUCGACCAUUGGGUGGAUAUGAAUCUUUCAGACAACUUCUCAACCUUCUACCGCCGCGUAAAUAAUCUCUCCGAGAGCCUCGCCCAGAUCGUAUACCACGAGGAGAAGAUUAUGGGUCUAUUGGUGGAGUUCAUUGAGAAGAAUGACGAACACUCUAUGGAGCCGUUGUUGAGUCUGCUUGCUCAAUUCGCCAGAGACUUGGGUGUUCGAUUUGAGAAGCACUUUGCGGCUUCUGUCACUUUGGUGGCGUCCGUUGCUGCAAAACAUCCCGCUUUCGAAGUUGUUGAGUGGGCUUUUACUUGUCUAGCAUGGAUAUUCAAGUUUUUGUCUCGUCUGUUGGUGCCAGACUUGCGACAGUUACUGAGCAUCAUGACGCCCUACCUGGGCAAGGAACGCCAAAAGCCCUUCGUGGCUCGAUUUGCCGCCGAGUCUAUGUCUUUCCUGAUUCGCAAAGCAGGCCUCGUCUACUACAAAAAUAAACUGCCCCUCGAGAACGCUCUCUCCUACCUCUACGACGAUAUUUCCAAGACUGCCGAAGAUGGAAAGGAUGUCGAUAGCUACAAGGAGGGAUUAAUGGUCAUGUUCUCUGAUGCUAUUAAGGGUGUGAAUAAUGGUCUUCAUUCCAACGGAAUGGACGUCCUUCGUUGCGUGUUAGAUCAGAUCCCUCCAGCUGAUGAGAACCGCAACCCUCCCGCACAGGUUGCAUAUGGUGUAGUCACCAACCUUAUUCACCACACUACACCUGACACUUUCGGGCCCGUUCUUGACAUUGUACGGGAAUUUGUUGAAUCUCGCUCACAGGGCUCCGACAACGCCAAUAUUCCAGAAUGUUGUCAUUUAAUGCUUAUUUGCGUCGCAACUCGCAAGGGAGUUCGAAUUCGAGACUGGAAGUCGGUGCAUCAGACUCUGGUAUCACUUCUUGAGCAGGCGUCGAAAAACUCAGAGAAAUAUUCGAAGGCGAAUCUCGAACUCUUAACAGCUGUUGCCUACGCUCUUCAGAUCUCGCCAAUGGAUGAAAUGCUUCGAUUUGUGCGCCCUCUUAUGGAUCUGGUAUCUACGGGACCCCUCUCAAAAUACUUCCUGUUCUUUUGCACCACUUUCUCGGAAUGGGGUUCAGAGCGAUUCCAAAGUAUACUUCUUCCUCAUUUCCAGAAGUUCAUCACUACUUCUUGGCAGGAACGAGAGUGGGAGACAUGCUUGACGCUACUUCGACUGAACCAAGCUGGCUGUAUUACACCAGAGGCCUCCAAGCCUGGCUAUAUCUCAUGUCCAGCUGCUUUGAAGACUCGCAUUCUUGACUCUUUGGUUUACCCUUCCACAGAUGAUUUUGGGUUGAAUGCCUUCGUGAAAAUCUCCAAGGCCAUCUCAAUGUUUUCUGACUCUGCUGCACGUUCUGAUCUUGUGAAACGCUUGCACAGAAACCUGAAAUCUGCUUUCCACGAUGCUUCUCAAGCCGAAAAUGAAACAGAUGGAUCGCUAUUUUACCUUGGCCAAGGAUUCAAGACAUACGUUGAAUUGGCCACUGAGUCUGACGAACUUGACUUGAAUCUUUGGAAAUCCAUUCUGGCGGUCUCGACAAAAUUCUCUCGACUAUCUCUGUUCCUUGAGGGCGUACUUGAAUUCAUUUCUUCUGCGCCAAGCACAGCUGAUCUGGAGGAUCCCGCCGUAGACGAAUUUGCCAAUAACUUGAUUCUCAACCUGGCAAGCCCCACACACAGGCUGCGGCUGGUGUCUCUUCAAAUAUUGCGCGAGCUGGUUACUCGCAUCAAUAAAGAUGACCCUUCGCCAGUUUCCUUGGCUAUUGAGGUUGAAGAGAGUGCUUUGACCUUGCAGAGCGCCCGAACCCUCUCAAUGCACGUUCGCAAGUUGGCAAUCCUUUAUCCCCAGAUUGUUUCUCGCAAAUGGAUGGCCACUCUGAUUCCAUACUUCUGUUUUGGUCUGUUCUCAAAGAAGCUGACUCCCCUCUGGGAGGACUCUGCAGCAGCUUUGAAAACUAUCAGUGAAAACCCCGAGGGCGAGAAGAUUGUCUCGGAUCUGUCUAUUCAAUGGCUGCAAGAGCGGGACUCUGGCGCCACUACUGAGGAAGAUGCGGAGGAAGAAAUGGAUGAAAACCACCUUGCUGGUCACUUUGUGUGCUACAACGUUGGAAAGGUGGAAAGUCUUCUCGCUGCCAACUUCAAGACUGUGGAGAAUCCCGCUGCAAUCUUGUCCCAGCAGUUUGAGAAGGAUCACAAAAAGGCGGAUAUCAUUCCUGCUAUGCCUCGCAGUCAUGCGCUGCUUGUAUUGAAUGCUGUCCCGAAUAUUGCGGAGAAGCGUUCGCGACAAAUUGUGCCUCUGUUUUUGACUUGGGCAUUGCGCGAUGACCAGGACGAUGUUCCGGCCAGUAACCAGCCGGGCUCUCAGUCCGAGAAUGUUCCCGUUCGAUGGGGUUUCAAGGACCGACUCUCUAUGCUCGGUCUGUUUGGACAAUUCUUGAACCCUAUUGUUCUCUUUAGAGCACCCGAGGUCCACGAUGCUGUUCUAGGUCUUUUGUGCCACGGUAACUCGGAGAUUCAAAAGGCUGCUCUCAAAGUGCUCUUCACUUGGAAGGAUUCGCACGUUCUUCCUUACCAGGAGAACCUGCUCAACAUUUUGGACGAAACCCGAUUCAAAGAUGAGCUUUCAGUCUUCGUGCGUGUUGGUGGUGACGACAGUCUAAUCGAACAAGAGCACCGCCCUACUCUACUCCCUGUUCUUCUUCGCCUGCUGUAUGGUCGAAUGAUUUCUAAAGCCGGCGCAAGCGCGACCCAGGCCGGCCAGGCCGGUAGGCGUAAGGCUAUCCUACGCGCCCUCUCCCAUCUUUCCGAGGAGGAGUUCGGCCUCUUCAUGCAUCUCUCGUUCGGUCCUCUCGCGGAUAUUCAUGUUGUCCAGGAUGGGAAGACAAACGACAAGGCCUUCUCAGAAGAGCUGACCAGCCCGAGGAGACAGCUUGGUUUACUCAAGAUGAUUGACACGGUCUUUGAUACCCUUCAGAGCCGCAUGGCUCCCUACUCCGUGCAAACCUUGAACGUCAUUCUUUACUGCUUGGUGCGGGCCUGCAGAGCUCUUAACGACGAGAGCAACGCCAAUGAGCACUUCCUGAGUGUCUUCCAAACCAUCCGCCAGCAGGCUAUUCGUUGCCUCAACUUGAUCUUCUCCGUUUCAUCGGACCGUGAUUGGACUCCGUAUGUCAAGCUUAUCUUCGAUGAAGUGAUCAACAGCAGACUCGACCAAUUCCCCAUCGAGACUGCCCAGGGUGUGUCUGGUAUGCUUCGCUUAUUCCAUACUUGGGCUUCUUCUCCGAGAUCCACCGGGUACCUUGUGCAGCACAACAAGGAUGUGUUGAACAAGGUCAUUGACUGUCUCGCUGUUGAGUCAGCGCGUGAUGAAGUCAAGAUGUUUGUUUUGGACGAGGUUAUUGUACCAUUGGUUCGAUUGGCUAGCGGCAAGAAGCUUGAAGAGGAGGAAGAAAUGCCCGAUGUCCCGGCCGAGCAGAUUCGAUCUGAGGUUCUUUCGCCCUAUUUGGAGCAUGCUCUUUCUCAUCUUGGCCGUCUGCUGAAGAGAGGUCCUUCAAAGCCUGUACUUUUCUCUGGCGUAACUGCCCUGUCUCUCAUUGCGCCCUGUGUCGAGUCUUCUGGUGAGACGUCAAGCCUUAUCAGUAUCGCCACCUACCUGCUUCGCCAGCCCCCAGACCGUGUCAACCCCAAGACGAAGUCCGGUCUGCUGAAGAUCUUGGAGCACUUCUUGCCUCUCUACGACCCUAAGGAAGAUUUGGCUCUUUCUCAACAAGUCUUCGAGGCUGCUUCUUCGUUGUUUGAUUACUUCAAAGAUGACACUAACCGAGAAGUGCUUUCAAGAGUUUUCGUGGCGCUUGCUGCUCACGAUGAGACUAUGGUGGAAGUGGCUAGCUUGUGCGCUGAUUUGAACUCCCGCUCAAUGAAGAGACUUGAGCCCGAUUAUGAACGUCGUCUGCAAGCUUUCAGAAGGAUCAGUGACAAUCUUUCCCAGACCUUGAACGCCAAGCAGUGGAGGCCUCUUCUAUACAAUAUGCUCUUCUAUGUCAAAAAUGAAGACGAGCUGGCUAUUCGGUCAAGCGCUGCUUUUGGCCUUAAGAAGUUCGUCGAUAAGGCCGCCGCUGAGGCUGACGUCGAAGACUUUGAGGCUCUUGUGACUGGUGUCUUGAUUCCCUCCCUGCAGUACGGUCUUCGUCAGAAGUCGGAGCUGAUCCGUUCUGAAAUUGUCUCGGUCUUGGGUUACUUUGUCAAGAUGAACCCUACUCGACUUUCUGUGCAGGAUAUGAAUGGACUUUUGGUCGGGGAUGAUGAGGAAGCGUCUUUCUUCAACAACAUUCUUCACAUCCAGCAGCAUCGUCGUCUGCGUGCUCUUCGUCGUUUGGCCAGUGAGGCCAGAGAUGGAAAUCUCAAGUCUGACAACCUUAGCAAGAUCUUCUUACCUCUCAUUGAGCAUUUCGCAUUCGAGGAGGCUUCUGACGAGAAUGGUCACAAUUUGAUUGCCGAGGCUGUUGCCACCAUCGGCGCUGUAGCGGAAUGGCUGGACUGGUCGCAAUUCCGUGCCAAUUUCCGGAGAUACCGUGGAUACAUGCAGAGCAAGCCGGAGAUGGAGAAGAACAUUCUCAGACUCCUUGGUCGGAUGUCCGACGCUCUGUCUGCUGCAAUGGAGCAGAAGAAGAAGCCAGAAGACCAGACCAACGGCGAUGUCGAUGCCAAUGCUGUUGCUACUUCCAAGGUUGAUGUCGAUGUCGAUGCGAUGGAGGUUUCAGAGCUGCCUCAGUGCACACUCGCCAAAACUACACCCUCUCUUCCUCAAGUCUCAAAGGAGUUGAUCACAAACUUCAUUCCAUUCUUGACCGAAUUCCUUCAUCACAAGAAUCAAGCGGAAAUGAGUCUGCGUCUGCCCGCUGCCAUCACAACAAUCAAACUCCUUAAAAUUCUUCCCGAGCAGGACAUGGCUAUUCGCCUCCCGCCUGUGCUUCUGGAUGUUUGCAGCACUUUGAAGAGUAAAGCACAGGAUUCAAGAGACACUGCCCGGAAAACACUGAACGAAAUCGCGUUGUUGUUGGGUCCCUCCUACUUCAAUUACAUUUUGAAGGAAUUGCGCAACACUCUCCUAAGAGGCUACCAACUCCACGUUCUGUCAUUCACUGUACACUCCAUGCUUGUUUACACCACCGAUGAAUUCAAGCAAGGCGAUUUGGACUACUGUUUGACGGAACUCGUCGCAAUUGUCAUGGAUGAUAUUUUCGGUACUGUUGGUCAGGAGAAGGAAGCCGAGGACUACGUCAGCAAGAUGACGGAAGUAAAGAGCAGCAAAAGUUACGAUUCGAUGGAACUUCUUGCUAAGAAUGCGACUGUUCGCAAUCUUUCAAGUCUCGUUCGACCUCUUCAGGCACUUCUACGUGAGAAGCUCAAUUCCAACAUCGUCAGAAAGAUUGACGAGUUGAUGCGAAGAAUUGGCAUUGGCCUUCUGAGAAACCCUGAUGCUGAAAGCCGUGAUUUAUUGAUGUUCUGUUACGAGGUCAUCAAGGAAUCCUACCAGGAAAACACCACAGCCAAGGAAGCUACUCCCAAGUCCUAUGCUGAAGAACGCUUCUUGGUUAGGCUUCAAGGAGCCAAGCGUGGCGAAAAGCGCGGCACCACUUCUUCUCACAAGUACAAGCUGACACGAUUCGCCCUCGAUAUUCUCCGUGCUAUUCUCAACAAGUUCAACUCCCUUUCAACUCCCUCAAAUUUGUCUGGGUUCCUACCUAUCAUUGGCGAUGCCUUGGUUCAGUCCCACGAGGAGGUAAAGAUUGCUGCUAUUCGACUUUUGUCUACCAUUGUCAAGCUUCCCAUGCCGGAGCUUGACGAUAACUCGAAUGUUUAUCUCACAGAGGCUGUGAAGUUGAUUAAGGAAUCUCCAACCACCAACUCUGAGGGAUCACAGGCGUCAUUGAAGUUGAUUUCUGCCUUGAUCCGCGAACGAAAGGGCACCAAGCUUCGUGAUGGACAUCUUGCCUAUUUGCUCAAGCGCUUGACUGCUGAUAUCGAAGAGCCUGACCGACAAGGUAUUACCUUCAAUUUCAUCCGUGCCGUCAUGUCUCGCAAGCUUGUUGUACCGGAGAUGUAUGAGCUCGUUGACCAGAUUGCAAGCAUGAUGGUCACGAACCAGACUCGCUCUGCUCGUGAUCUCGCCCGGGGUGUAUAUGUCCACUUCCUCAUCGAAUACCCACAGGCCAAGAACCGGUGGACCAAGCAGCUUAGCUUCUUAGCCAAGAAUUUGGACUACAAGCACCAGGAAGGACGCCAGUCAGUCUUGGAGGCGAUUCACAUGCUGCUCUCGAAGACUGGUUCAGAGAUGGCUCAAGACAUCGUUAGCACUUUCUUCUUGCCGAUUGUCCUCGCCAUGGCUAAUGACGAGUCACCGGAAUGUCGUGAGAUGGCUGGUGCUUUGCUGGCACAGUUCUAUGGCCGCGCGGACCGGGAACAGAUGAAGACCAUUCUGACGCCUUUGCACGCAUGGUUGAACCAGACCGAAAAUAUGGCCUUGGGCAGUAUUGGACUGCAAGCCAUGCGGAUCUUCUUCGAGUCUGAGGAUACAGAGAAGGACAAGGAAGCCCGUUUCGUUAUCAGCAUUCUCCCUGACUUAAUGCAACCAAUUCUUCAGGACCAAGAGGACGGAAACUGGGAAACUCUUUACUUUGCUUUGCAGCUCUUCACCAAGCUGUGCAAGACCGUUCCCUCGCUUGCUCUAAGCCCACAAUGUGUCACCAUCUGGGCGGCUAUUCAAGAAUCGCUAUUCUUCCCCCACGCCUGGGUCAAGACCUGCGCUACCAAUCUUGUUGGUAUGUGGAUGGCCGAUUUGGCCAAGACACACGCCACCGAAGGCUACAGUGCUAUUCCUCUUGUUGGAAGCACUGGCCUUGCUCUGGACAAGGAGGCAAUGAUCAAGCUUCUUCGUGCCAGCCUGCGCUCUCUCCGAACCCCGGGUGUCCUGGAAGAGUUGGCCAUGCAAAGCGUUCGCAAUGUCGUUUUCCUUGGCCGAUGCGUGGCACAGAAUGGUCUUGAGCUGGAGAAGGCCGGCGGUGAAGAUGUGGAGUCCGAUGACGAAGAUGAGGAUGUCGAGAGUGAAGUUGACGGCGAGGCCGAGACCGAGAAAGAGACCAAGAACGUGCCUGUCCGGUCUGCCAUUGGAUACGUCUUCAAGCAAAUCUCUACUCUCCUGCGCCGCGAGGUUAUUUCAACCCGACCAGAGGCUCUUAUUCCCAAGACCGCUGCCAUUGCUCUUCUCGCAUCACUGGUUCGUCACGUCGAGGCCGAACAGAUCGAGCCAUCUAUCGCUGUCAUCCUACUGCCGCUGCAGCAUAUGACCGAUCCCUCCAUCCCCGCGCCACGGUCUCGCGACGAGACUUUCCAAAACACCUACAAGGGUCUCAUCUCUAACUGCCAUGAGGUUUUGGACACUCUCCAAAAGAAGCUUGGCGCCUCCGAGUUCAUCGCGUACAUGGCCAAGGUACAAGAGAACAUCAGACAGCGUCGUGAAGGACGACGUGUCAAGCGUCGCAUCGAGGCUGUUCAAGAGCCAGAGCGAUAUGAGAAGGAUAAGAGGAGGAGAAACGACCGAAAGAAGGAGAAGCGCAAGGAGAAGGGCCUGGAGCACCGCGGCAAGCGACGUGGUUGGUAA